Molecule: messenger RNA, 2288 nt
Organism: Chanos chanos (milkfish)
Lineage: Eukaryota; Metazoa; Chordata; Actinopteri; Gonorynchiformes; Chanidae
Gene: dctn4
Product: dynactin 4
Exons: 14
Coding region: 1-1404 (467 amino acids)
Cellular component (GO): dynactin complex
Source: RefSeq, a predicted model, not a curated record
AUGGCGUCCCUAUUGCAGCCAGACAGGGUAGUCUAUCUUGUUCGUGGUGAGAAAAAGAUUCGUGCUCCCUUAUCUCAGCUGUAUUUCUGCAGGUACUGCAGUGAGCUACGAUCGCUAGAAUGUGUGUCACACGAGGUCGACUCCCACUACUGCCCAAGCUGCUUGGAAAAUAUGCCAUCAGCAGAGGCGAAGCUGAAAAAAAAUAGGUGUGCAAACUGCUUCGAUUGUCCAUGUUGCAUGCACACCUUGUCCACACGUGCAACCAAUAUCCCUUCCCCUUUACCUGAUGAUCCAACAAAAACGGCCAUGAAGAAGGCAUACUAUCUCGCCUGUGGAUUCUGUCGUUGGACUUCACGAGAUGUUGGCAUGGCCGACAAGUCAGUGGCCAGCGGAGGAUGGCAGGAACCUGAGAAUCCCCAUACUCAACGGAUCAACAAACUGAUCGAGUAUUACCAGCAGCUGGCCCAGAGGGAGAAGCUGGAGAGGGACCGAAAGAAGCUGGCCAGAAGACGCCCUUUCAUGCCUCAGGCUUUCUCGCAACACACUAUUCAUGUGGUGGAAAAGUACGGCCUGGGCACUAGGCUGCACCGCCAGAGGCCCGGAGCUCCCAUCACCAGCCUGUAUGGACUCUCCCUGAAGGAAGGUGAGGACCAGAAGGAGGUAAACAUCGAGCCAGCCCUGGCGCUGGAUGAGGUGGAGCCUUUGCCUGAGGACUUUUACACCCGACCAGUCAACUUACCCGAAGUUACCACCCUUCGCCAGAGGCUGCUCCAGCCAGACUUCCAGCCGGCAGGAGCUUCACAGCUGCACCCCAGACAUAAGCACCUCUUGAUGAAACGUUCGCUGCGCUGUAGGAAAUGUGAGCACAAUCUGAGCAAGCCUGAAUUCAAUCCAACUUCUAUUAAAUUCAAAAUCCAGCUUGUGGCAGUGAGUUACAUCCCCGAAGUGAGAAUAAUGUCCAUUCCAAACCUGCGCCACAUGAAGGAGAGUCAAGUGCUGCUGACCCUGACUAAUCCAGUAGAGAACAUUACCCAUGUUACCCUGGUUCCCUGUGAGGAAGGAGAUCCUGAUGAUGUCAACAGCACUGCUAAGGUGUUGUUGCCCACUAAGGAGCUGAUCUUGGCCGGCAAAGACGCAGCGGCUGAGUACGAUGAGCUGGCGGAGCCUCAGGACUUCCAGGACGACCCAGACGUCGUUGCCUUCAGGAAGUCCAACAAGAUUGGCUUCUUCAUCAAAGUGAUCCCGCAGCGUGAAGACGGCGAUGUCACCGUGACCUUCAAGAUCCGUCACGACUUCCGUAAUCUGGCCGCUCCCAUACGUCCAGGCGAGGAGGGGGAGCCCCCUAGUGAGACCAUCUGGCUCACACACCAUGUGGAGCUCAGCCUCGGCCCACUGGCUCCCUGAGAGCGUUUCGCACCCAUUCCGCCACAUUCAGAACCCAAACACACACACACACGCACACGCAGAUACAGAGACAGAGACAGACGCUUGUACUCUCAUAAACCAUGUACAUACGAGUAAAUUUGACGAUUGUUGUCUGGCAUUUAUCGUGGAACUCCUUCUAUCUUUUAACGGUUUGUCACAUUUGCAUAGAAACACACUUAGACAUGGCUAUUUGUACCACAUAAACACACACACACACACACAUCCUCAAUGUUAACUUUCCUGCAUAUCGACACGUAGUGCUUCAUAGAGCUAAUGGAGAGUUCCUAAACUACACGACUCACAUACGCUCACAAGGUCUGGUCUCAAAAUCACUCACUGCUAUGUGAAGCUGGAUGUAAAUCUUAAAGAACACAUCUCGCAUUGGCGUGAUUGUCCUCUCACACACACACUACACCUAGAACUGUUCCAUAAAGCUCUUUUGCUUCUCAGUGCAACACGCACACUGUCCCUCAUCACAACUCACAAUUAUUUAUCUGCAUGUGGUUGCCUUUUACCUGUUAAUGUUGCUUUUUUUUUUUAAUCCUGUGCAGAGGCUUAUUCUUCAUAGGCCAGGUGUCAAUGAAGGCUUUAGAUUGCUAUUUUGCUAUUGUACCGAUUCAGUGUUUUAUUGGCAGUCUCUAAGAGUAGUAAGACUUUUACGAAGUCCAGAACAGAGUAUAGAUGUUGUGAAACAAACUUGUAAAUGUAAAGAGAACUCAUUACGCUGGUAAAAUAGGUAUUUAAGACACUAAAUGCGAGAAAACAUAUAUGUUUUGGAGCCUUUGUGAGCAUUCUGAGAUUUGUGGAAAUAAAAAGGCCUUAAACAUGGUUAACCAGUACUAGCCAAUAAAAUAAUAUGCUUA